Molecule: messenger RNA, 3274 nt
Organism: Ricinus communis (castor bean)
Lineage: Eukaryota; Viridiplantae; Streptophyta; Magnoliopsida; Malpighiales; Euphorbiaceae
Exons: 24
Coding region: 171-3038 (955 amino acids)
Biological process (GO): peptidoglycan biosynthetic process
Cellular component (GO): chloroplast
Molecular function (GO): D-alanine-D-alanine ligase activity; metal ion binding; ATP binding
Source: RefSeq, a predicted model, not a curated record
AGGGCCAAUGAAAGAAGACGCAAUUCCGCUACUCUGCCGUCCGAAACUCGUAUUGUUUAAUGUUGAAGUAGCAAACAUGAAAGCCGAAGAACCUUUUAUUAAAGCCAUCUCUUCUUUCUUUCUCUUUCUUAUUGCCAUAAUCCUUUUAUUUUCUUCAACAACUUUUAUCUAUGGCCUCCCUUGCUUUCACUUCAAAGCUCUCCUCUCUUCGUAGCGCUAGUAAUCACAACCGACACGGCGUCGUUGCAUGCAGAACGCGCUCCAACUUGUUGCAUUUGGACUGCAAGCUGAAGAGUAAUUCCAUCUCUUGUUUAAAGAACCCGCAGUGUUUAGGAGUUGGAGUUACUCGCGCCGCUGCUGACGUGGCAGUGGAUGAUCGAGUUCUACAGAAUGAAAAGGCCGAGGAAGGAAAUAGAGUACUGAAAGUUGGAUUAAUAUGUGGAGGUCCUUCCGCAGAACGCGGAAUCUCUCUUAAUUCUGCUAGAUCAGUUCUUGAUCACAUUCAGGGAGAAGAUUUACACGUAAGCUGCUAUUACAUUGACUAUGAACUCAAUGCUUAUGCUAUAUCUCCUGCUCAGGUAUAUUCAAAUACUCCAGCAGAUUUUGAUUUUAAACUUGAAAGCCUUGCACGACAAUUUUCAUCGCUGUCUGAAUUUGCAGAGCACCUUGCUGCUUCUGUGGACAUAGUAUUUCCUGUUAUUCACGGUCGUUUUGGUGAAGAUGGUGGCAUCCAGGAGUUGUUGGAAAACUAUAAUAUUCCAUUUGUUGGCACUGGAUCAAGCGAGUGUCGUCAAGCAUUUGACAAGUAUUAUGCCUCUAUUGAGCUUAGCAAACGAGGAUUCAUAACUGUACCAAAUUUCCUAGUGCAGGGAAAAGAAGCCGAUGAAUCUGAAUUAUUUAAGUGGUUUGCAAGCAACCGAUUGGACCCUACCUCUGGGACGGUUGUGGUAAAGCCAGCCGUAGCAGGAUCUAGUAUUGGCGUAACAGUUGCUUAUGGUGUUGCUGAUUCCCUGAAAAAAGCAAAGGAUUUGAUUUUGGAGGGGAUUGAUGAUAAAGUCCUUGUUGAACUAUUUCUUGAUGGAGGGAGUGAGUUUACGGCCAUUGUAGUCGAUGUGGGAUCUGGAUUUGAAUGUCAUCCUGUUGUUCUACUACCAACUGAGGUGGAGCUUCAAUUUCAUGGCAGCGCUGAUAUAAGGGAAAACGAUGCAAUUUUCAAUUACCGAAGAAAGUAUCUUCCAACACAGCAGGUAGCUUAUCAUACUCCACCUCGUUUUCCUGUAGAUAUAAUUAAAAAGAUUCGACAAGGAGCAUCUUUAUUAUUCCAACGGCUUCGCCUACGUGAUUUUGCUCGAAUUGAUGGAUGGUAUUUGCCUUCUUCCAAUAGUGCCUUCUCAUCUUCUGAGGGGAAAUUUGGUAGGACUGAUUUGGGUACAAUACUAUUCACUGACAUUAACCUGAUUAGUGGAAUGGAGCAGACCAGCUUUUUAUUUCAGCAAGCUUCAAAGGUCGGAUUCUCUCAUUCGAAUAUUCUGCGAAGCAUCAUCCAUCGCGCUUGCUUGAGGUUUCCCAGUCUUGCUUCAAACUAUAAUUUAUCAGAUUGUUUGCCAAGAAAAUCAAAAUCCCUACAGCUAACUGAAUCAUUUAGCAAAAGUGAAGGCACUCGUAAAGUUUUUGUUUUAUUUGGAGGAGACACUUCAGAGCGGCAAGUAUCUCUUAUGAGUGGAACAAAUGUUUGGCUUAAAUUGCAAGCAUUUGAUGAUUUACAUACUGUACAGCUAGACGUGACUCCUUGUUUGCUUGCACCCUCAAAUGGCCAAUCUUCUGAUGAUAGCUUUAGAGCGGUUUGGUUAUUACCUUAUUCUCUUGUGCUGAGACACACUACGGAGGAAGUUCUUGAUGCUUGUAUAGAGGCGAUUGAACCAGCUCAGGCUGCAUUUACAUCUCAUUUGCGCAGCCAAGUGACAAAUGAUCUCAUGGAAGGUUUGAAGAAGCAUAGUUGGUUUAAAGGAUUUGAUAUUGCUGAUGAACUGCCCACAAUAUUCUCAAUGAAGGAGUGGAUAAAGCUUGCCAAAGAAAUUCAAGCGACAGUUUUUAUUGCAGUGCAUGGGGGCAUUGGUGAAGAUGGUACACUUCAGUCUAUGCUGGAGGCUCAAGGAGUUCCUUACACAGGUCCUGGUGUGGUGGCUUCAAAGACCUGUAUGGACAAAGUUGCAACGUCUCUGGCUCUUAGUCAUCUUGCAGAUUUGGGAGUUCUUACCAUAAAAAAAGAAGUGUACAAAAAGCAGGAUUUGCAAAAUAUGCCUGCACUCGAGGUUUGGCAUAAUUUGACCUCAGCUCUCCAGUGUGAAACUCUAUGUGUUAAACCAGCAAGGGAUGGAUGCUCGACUGGUGUUGCAAGAUUACGUUGUACAGAGGACCUUGCAGUGUAUGUAAAAGCAUUGGAGGAUUGCCUUCUACGUAUUCCACCUAAUAGUUUGUCAAAGGCUCAUGGAGUGAUCGAGAUGCCCCACCCUCCUCCAGAGCUCUUGAUCUUUGAACCUUUCAUCGAGACUGAUGAGAUUGUUGUUUCAUCCAAAUCCACAUGUGAAAAUGCAAAUCGUCUUAUGUGGAAAGGACACAGUCGAUGGCUUGAAAUAACAGUUGGUGUUAUAGGAACACGUGGAUCCAUGCACUCCCUGAGUCCCAGUGUUACAGUUAAAGAAACUGGCGAUAUUUUAUCACUUGAAGAGAAAUUUCAAGGUGGAACUGGCAUAAAUCUUACUCCUCCACCGACAUCAAUUGUUAGUAACGAGGUUUUGGACCGAUGUAAACAGCAUAUUGAACUGAUUGCAAAUACUCUGCAAUUGGAAGGAUUCUCGAGAAUUGAUGCUUUUCUUAAUGUUGACAGCGGAGAGGUGUUGAUCAUAGAGGUCAAUACUGUCCCUGGAAUGACUCCUUCCACUGUCCUGAUUCAUCAGGCCCUAGCAGAGCAACCUCCUGUGUAUCCUCACCGGUUCUUUCGCACAUUGCUUGAUUUGGCAUCAGAGAGAAGUAUGUAAAUUUUGUUAUGCUCGAUAAUAUGGAUGUUUUUGUGUUCAUUGUGCUUGUAGUUAGUGGCACUGCUGCUAUAGCAUUGCAAAAUGUAGAACUUGGUUUCUGCCCUUCCACCUGUAGUCCAAUCACCUGGAGAAGGGAAAGAAAUAUCAUUGAGAAAACAUUGGAUGGCUAUUUUUCCACAAAAGUGUUCAAUGAAAGGCGAUGGGGUUAGAACCCUUGUCAGCUGCUCCAAUGCAAA